AUGACCUCUCUCGACACUCUUAUUCCCGUCAUUUACCAUGAAAAACAGCAGCCAGGGUCGAUGCUAUGUGCUCAACAUGCGUUGAACAACCUCCUCCAGGGAAAUUUUUUCACCGCUCCUGAUCUAUCAGCCAUAGCCGAAUCUCUAGAUGCCUUGGAAGAGAGCUAUGACGCGGACCGUGGACGUGCAAGCACGAAUAUGGACGAUACAGGUUUUUUCUCCGUGCAGGUGCUAGAGAAUGCGCUGCAAGUGUGGGGACUUACACUCAUCCGAUGGCGAAGCGAAGCCAUGCGCCCUUACCAACAAUUUCCACAGACGCAGAUGGCUUUCAUACUCAAUCAUGAGCAACACUGGCUUACUCUGCGCCGCUUCGGGCACGUUUCACCCGCUCCCUUGCACGCUGAUUCUGGCGGAGGACAUUGGUUCAACCUCAAUUCGUUCCUGGAAGCACCGCAGUGGAUCAGCAACACAUAUCUCGGCAUGGUCUUACAACAGUCCGAAGCUGAGGGCUACUCUGUGUUUGCUGUAAUCCAGACCGAUCCUGAAGGACCCCUUGCACUUCCACGCACAGAGGCCGAUGAGUUGGCGGCGUCAAUUCCCGAAUCGUCUGCCCCAAGUUCUGGAAACCGCAUUUCGACUUCCAGAACACCACCGUCGUCAGUGGCGCUUCAUGGAUUCGAGGACGAGGACAUGGAGCUACAGGCGGCCCUACAGGCAUCGCUCACGGGCUCCCCACACGAUUUUCUCCAUCCGCCUUCAUCAGCGCCUUCAUCGUCGUCAGCCUAUCGCGAGGCAAACCGUGGUGUACCUCCCGCGGCGCAGUACCCGUAUUACAACCAUGGCGAACCUCCGGAGCUGGAACCAGUAGACGACGAGGACGACGAAGAGGGCGACGCCGCGCCUAUGGAUCCCGUGGCAGCUAGCAUGGCUCGAAACCGCGCCAUCAUGGAGCGCAUGCGGCGCGAGCAAGAAGCGGCACUCCGGGAGGGAUAUGAACAGGAGGCGGCACGGGUCGAAUGGGCCGCUGCGCACAGACCCCCUCAGGCCGUACAGGAGCACGAUGACUACGAAGAGAUGCUCCGGCGCGCGAUUGAGGAGAGCGAGGCUGAAGCUAGGGUCAGAGACAGACCCGCCACGCAGCACACGGAUGAAGGUGAGGCCGCUGACGCUGACGAGAACGAGGACGAGGACAUGGACGACGAGGAUUAUGCGCCGCCUGUUGUUCCGCCCCGGAUACCACAUCCGUCUUCCUCGUACGGCGCGCGAGUGUACGACGACGAAGACGCGGAGCUGCAGGCGGCACUGAAGGCGUCGUUGGAGAGCGUUCCAGAAGAUUUUCGGUUUCCCAGUCCCCGUCCUCCGAUCCGACCACUGCCUCCUAGCUCCGGCGCGUCCAGUCUUUCCACGCCACGAGAGCAGCAAACUCCGCACGGUACGGCAACUCCACAGCGACCGGAAGAGGACACAGAAGACGCAGAGACGCAGUCCGAGGCGGAAUCAAGUAGUGCGGCGGAACCUGAGGAACAGUUGAGCGUAGAAGAGAUUAGGAAACGACGGCUGGCAAAGUUUGGUGGAUGA
Molecule: messenger RNA, 1578 nt
Organism: Sparassis crispa
Lineage: Eukaryota; Fungi; Basidiomycota; Agaricomycetes; Polyporales; Sparassidaceae
Exons: 7
Coding region: 1-1578 (525 amino acids)
Biological process (GO): protein deubiquitination
Cellular component (GO): nucleus
Molecular function (GO): cysteine-type deubiquitinase activity
Source: RefSeq, a predicted model, not a curated record